Molecule: messenger RNA, 723 nt
Organism: Lathyrus sativus (Indian pea)
Lineage: Eukaryota; Viridiplantae; Streptophyta; Magnoliopsida; Fabales; Fabaceae
Source: the annotation of a GenBank genome assembly
AUGGGAGACCAAGGGUCAAGGUAUGUGAAGUUGACCAAAAGUAAAGAAGAAGCGCCAUUUAGGGAUAUUACUCCGGGAGAGCUUAACCAACCCAUUGAUGUGCCACAAUUAAAUGCUCGUAGAUGUCUUGAAUGUGGACAAGUUUUACCUGAAACAUACCAACCUCCAGCUGAUGAAGAUUGGACAACUGGAAUUUGUGGUUGUUUCAGCGAUAUUGAUAGCUGUUGGACUGGAUUAUUUUGUCCAUGUGUUUUAUUUGGAAAAAAUACUGAAACACUAAAAGAUGACAUUCCUUGGACCAGUGCAUGUAUUUGUCAUGCAAUAUGUGUAGAAGGUGGAAUGGCCCUUGCUGUAGCAACAGCAUUCCUCAAUGGAAUUGAUCCUGAGACAUCAUGUCUCAUUGCUGAAGGCCUUUUUUUCACUUGGUGGAUGUGUGGUAUCUAUACCGGUAUCUUUCGAAAAGCUCUUCAAAAACAAUAUCAUCUAAAGGAUUCACCAUGUGAUCCUUGUAUGGUACAUUGUUGUUUGCAUUGGUGUGCUAUAUGCCAAGAGCAUAGAGAGAUGAGGAAUCAUCUAUCUGAUAACACAAAUAGUGAUGGAACUAUUAUCAAUCCACCUCCCAUUCAAGAGAUUACAUCUGAUUUCAAUAAGGAGUCCACAUCAUUACCAAAAUCUUCUACAAAUGAUGAUGAAGAAAACAAUUUGCAAAUCCAACCUAUAUAG